AAUGUUAUCAAGAUGGACUCUAAAUAACUUAGUUUUCCAUAAUAACAGAACUGGACAAAUAUGAUUUUUGCAUUUUUUUAGUGACCCGUGGGAUGAAGUAUUGUGUUUCCAUCUGCCACCCAGUUGUUUACGUUUAAGGGGGAGAGGUCCAGAUUUUGAAAUUUAAAUUUAACAUUUUAAACACACAUGACACAUUAGUUUUGUCAAGUUAAUUGGAACUGAGAAAUGGGUCAGAUCCAGUACUCUGAUAAAUACUUCGAUGAUACCUACGAGUACAGGCAUGUAGUUCUUCCUCCUGAAGUAGCCAAGUUGCUACCCAAAAACUGUCUUCUGUCUGAAAAUGAGUGGCGGGCAAUUGGAGUUCAACAGAGCCGAGGUUGGGUUCACUAUGCUGUUCAUCGACCAGAGCCACACAUCAUGCUCUUCAGGAGGCCAGUCAACUAUCAGCAGCAACAAGAGAACCAGGCUCAAAAAGCCAUGCUUGCCAAGUGAAGAUACUCACCACUUGUUUCUUUUCAACGUAUCUAAUAUAAAUGUCUGCUUCUGAUAUGCUAUGCGCUAUAAAUCUUUGCUCAUUAUUAAUUUUGUCCUUAAAGCUGUUCUUCCAAUUGAGCAGUUUUAUGUUGCUGUUACUUGGAUGUCCUAUUGUCUGGGCCAGCUUUUCUGUUUUUUUGCAGUUGUUGUAUUGGCAUAUUUUAGUAAUCUAACUAUGUCUGUUUGAUGGGCUUAGCUUAAGAAAAAAAAAAGUUUCUUUUUUACCUUA
Molecule: messenger RNA, 763 nt
Organism: Capsicum annuum
Lineage: Eukaryota; Viridiplantae; Streptophyta; Magnoliopsida; Solanales; Solanaceae
Product: cyclin-dependent kinases regulatory subunit 1
Exons: 4
Coding region: 226-492 (88 amino acids)
Biological process (GO): regulation of mitotic cell cycle
Cellular component (GO): cyclin-dependent protein kinase holoenzyme complex; SCF ubiquitin ligase complex
Molecular function (GO): ubiquitin binding; cyclin-dependent protein serine/threonine kinase activator activity; histone binding
Source: RefSeq, a predicted model, not a curated record